Molecule: messenger RNA, 5101 nt
Organism: Alosa alosa (allis shad)
Lineage: Eukaryota; Metazoa; Chordata; Actinopteri; Clupeiformes; Clupeidae
Gene: armc5
Product: armadillo repeat containing 5
Exons: 7
Coding region: 640-4413 (1257 amino acids)
Biological process (GO): anatomical structure morphogenesis
Cellular component (GO): cytosol
Molecular function (GO): protein binding
Source: RefSeq, a predicted model, not a curated record
AGCAUAGGGAGAGAUAGCGCAGUAUUUGUAAAUAAAACUACAAGAUCCAUGGGUAAAUGUUCUUCCCUCAGAACUGAUACGCUCCCCCUUUCCGCCAACGCCUCCCAUGACACCUCCCUGUUUGUCGCUCUGCUAAAGAUGGCGUCUGUGCUAUACCAAGAUUAUUGCGUUUGCUUGAUUAUUUAAAUGUCGAAUGAAGAAAGGUUUAGUUAAUGAAAAUGCGGUGUCAGGUUUAGGAAGAGGAUUAAAUACAUGUAUGAGGUGAAAGCUUGUAGCUAUUUUCAGCUAAACAUUGGUGAGACCUACUUUCUUUCGCAGGCCUAAAAUAAUUCGGAGAGCGGACGAAUGGUUAAAAAAAACUACAACUCCCAGCAACACUGCGUAGAGGCGUUGCCUGGUUAUAACUUUUUUCGUUUGUAAUGAUGGUGACUGUAGUUUUUUUGCAGGCUCAGUCCCUUCUUGACAUGGAUUUAAACGUUAUUGACUACGGUUUUUAAAUUGACUGUUAAACUGUUAAUUAUAUUUGAUGGACGUUUAUGUAAGUCUUAAAAGCGUUUCUAGGAACGUCCACCAAACCUCUGCUCUGAUACACCCUGUCACAUAGGCUACUGAGUUUGGAGGUAGGACUGUGUAGUUGUCAUGGCCACACAUGGCCACUUAAAAAACUCUAAUGGUAGCACCAAAGAAGGGUCCUCUGCACUACCAGAGUCUUCUUUGACCUGGUGUAUUUCCCAGUUGUCCAAAGUAUCACUUGCAGCAAGCAAUCAGAGCAAUGUUUCCCAAGAGACAGAGCCCAAAAAUAAGGAAGGUAGGGACAAGACCAGAGACAUUCAGAAGAAGCUUCAAGCCAGUCAGUGGCGAGCACUGGUGGCUAUCCGGACGCAGCACAUCAAAGGGGGAGACAGCAGGAUAAACAGGUUCAGAACACAGGGGGGUCUCCCACCUCUGUUGGACCUCCUUAGAAGACCUGACAGCUCCAGGAAGACCCUAGACCUUGCCCUCAGCAUUCUUGCCAACUGCUGCACUGAGAGAGAAGCACGAAGAGAGGUCAGAAAGCUGGAAGGAAUAACAGUGAUUGUGGAUGUUAUGAAGAGAAACGUUGCUGUGGAGACUUUAGAGAACAGAGGUGCUCGGGCCUUAGGGAACCUUGCGAUGGAUCCUGAUGGCUCUGCUUUGGUUCAUUCUGCUGGCGGAGUCCCCCCUCUCCUCCUCUGCCUCUCUCUUUCGCCCUCAACCCCGUCCUCCUCCUCCUCUCCCAACCCCUCCUCCCCGUCAUCGCCCUCCUCUGUCUCUCCGUCCUCCCUCCCGUCCUCUGCCAAGCUGGAGUGCGCUCAAUCGGCCGCCCGCGCUCUCCUCUACCUGGCGGACACCCCUGCCAACCGCCUGUCGCUGCUCUCUCAGGGGGCCAUGCCUGCCUUGGCCCCACUCAUGUCGCCAGAGCUUCCGUUGGGCCUCAGACGGGCCUCCCUCCGUGCCCUCCAUGAGCUCACCAGGGGCUGUGGUGCCGAGUGUGCCCGGGAGGUGUCACGGUCUGGGGCACUGGCUCAGCUUGGGGCCCUGGUCUCAGAGGAAGCAGCCAAGCCCCUGGAGGAGCUGGCACUGAAGACCUUGGCCAACCUCUGCUCGCAAGGCUGCCUGCGACCUCUUGUGGGCUCACUAGGGGCCAUUCAGAAGUUUUCCGAGGAAGUGAAGAAGGACCCCUCCAAGUCUGGAGUUUUGCUCAAGGCUCUCUGCUUGUGUUGCAAGGAGGCAGUGAACCGGGUCAAAGUCAAGGAGAGUGGAGGGUUGGAGGUCCUGAUUGGCUUCCUGUCUGCCCAUCAGAAUCAUCCACUCACGCGACUGGCCAUUCUGGCUUGUGUGGAUUUCGUCUAUGACGAAUCGGCCUUGGAGCAGCUGCAAGAUCUUGGACUGAUACCACUGCUAGUGGCACGAUUGGUUGAGUACGCUAAAGGGGAGGAGCCAGUGGCCAAGUCAGAUUCCAGCCCCUCCUCAGCAAGUGAUUUGAUGUCUCCGUCAUGUUUUGAUUCCUUUGACUUUCCACACCCUGAUGGGAACAAAAAAGAUGAUGUUGGGAAGGAGCAGGGCUCGGGCUCAUCUAGCUUUCUCAGCCUGAGGUCCUGGCUGGUAUCUGAAGGUCUGAUAUCCUCUGAAGGAGAGCUUCUGGAGUCUCCCGCUAGCACGGAGAGUGACUGUGGGGGUUCACUGGCCUCUUCACCCUCAGUGGCAACCUCACCCUUUACGCCAAUCUCAGAUGCUAGCUCAUCUGGCACAUGUCUCUCUCCGACCUCGUCAGUCCAUUCUCAGUCCAGCGUCUCAUCUGUAUCCAAGCCAGGUCUUCUGCCUCCACUGAACCAGCUCACAGUUCCACAUUCCUCACAGAGAAACGUGCCACUGUCUCCCAGCAACCCUCAAAGUCCGCCUCUGUGCACCUCUGGCCCCAAACCUACCAGUCCUUCCAAGGUGUGCUCCCCGCCCAAGAAAAGACCCAGAGUUUCCUCGUUAUCGUCUUCCUCCUCCCACUCAUCCGCCUCCUCUUUCUCCUCCUCCACCUGUUCCAGUGUAGUCUCACUGGACGCCCCUCCAGUGCUGUCCAGAACCCCAGCAUACCACCACCCGUACCACCCAGAGCCAUGGGCCCCAGAAUCUCCCAUCCUCUUGUUACUCUCUCGCUUCUCCCACGCCUCUGAUCCAAGCGCGACACUGGUCAAUUCAGGCGUCCUCUCCAGCCUCCUCUACUACCUCACCCAUCACAAGGACCCCAGCGGCCGCUGCUUCCGCAUGCUGAGCCGCCUCAGCUGCAACCCUAACUGCCUGCAGGCUCUGCUGCGCACUGGUGCUGUGUCCAUGAUUCACCAGGACCUCUGUCUUAGAGGCAGCAGCAUCAGAGUCCGCAGAGGCCAGGAGAGGCAGACAGAUAGGGUGAAGGCUAAAGUCAGACAAUUAGGUCUUGGCUUGCUCAGUAACUUGCGAGUUCAGUGUGAAGCAGGCUUUGGCACAGGAGUUAUGUCUCAUAUCAUGCUGUCUGGUAUAGAGGUGGACCGGCUGUUCUGUGCUCUUUCUUUACCUCUGAUUUGCAGCAACAAAGUCCUUUUGAAGAAGCUCCUUUUUGACAACAGAGGUCUCAUGCAGGCACUGGAGCCCCUUUGUUGUCAGGCUGACAGCAAGGAUGACAACAAUCAUCCAGAGAGAUGCAAAACCUUCCUCUCGUGCUGGCUUUGCCCACCGCAGGAAGUGACCUUAUCUCGAUUCCACUUGCUGUACUCCUCUCUCCUGAUUGGCUGCCUUUCCAAUCUGCUAGUACAUUCCAAGGCAGAGCUAGACCAAAAGAAAGGGAGCGUAGAGCCACAGGUUACCGUAGAAACCCCUUUAAGUCCCAACACUGCUCUUGUCCCUCUAAAAGGAACAGGAAAUGAUUUGCCCCCCUCACCAAAAAAGCCAUGCCUGUCUAGCAGCUGCUCUUACGCUGACGCCACACAUAACAUCUUUCUGCAGCUGGAUGAUGGCACCCAGGUCCCUGCUUGUUGGGAGGCUUUGGCAGGUGGUGAGGGGGAGUCGGGUGACGGAGGCUCAGAGUACUUCAGAGCCUUGCUGACCGGAGGGUUCGGUGAAGCUCAGGGCAAAGAGGGGGAGGCCAUUCUGGUCAAGGAUGUAAGGUAUGGUGUGCUGAUUCCUGUGCUACACUACCUGCAUGGCUGUCGCCUGACAGAUAGAGAAAGAGGGCAAGAGCAGGAGGAGGACACAGGUGAGGGUGGUCGAGGACGAUGUUGCCUCCUAGAGUCGCUGACUCUGAAGUCCUGGGACUCCCCAGAUUUCCAGAAGACUGCUUUGGCUGAGGGGAUGGUCGGGGCAUGCCGUUUUUUGGUGACCGGCUUACAGAGAGCCACAGAGGACAUGUGUGUGACCUUGCUCCACACCUUAGCCACUAAACCAGCUUCAUUGUCUUUACCUCAGAGGUCACCCAAACCAGUUCCGGGUGGAAUUCCCAGACCACUGCAGUCCAGUAAAGUUGUGAAGAGCCCUUUGCAAUCAGGACCAAAGUCCACCCCCAAAACUGUCAAACAGAACCCUAAGGUGGGGAGCAGCUCGGAAGUGGAGCAGGUUCCUCGAACACCCCUAAAGUUGCCGCAAGACACCUCGUCUUCAGCCACUGAAGGGACCUUAGUUAGCAACUGCACACUGGCGCCUCUGCUGCCACAACUGUAUUGGUUCUCCCAGCGCUACAACUACCCUAGACUGGGACGGGCAUGCCUGUCCAUACUGCUGCGUCCACAGGGAGUGAAUCGCAUGUCGCCCGCUGCCUCCCUUCCACCAGUCCAGGCAGCAGACUGCCUGCUGCGGCUGGUCAAGCAUGCAGAUUGCCAGGAGAGUUUGAAACGGGAUCUGCUAGGACUGGCAGCAGCAGCUCUUAGCUGAGGGGGGUGUAGAGGUUACAUGGAGCAGGAAAGGGCAACACAGGGUUGAGGAGAAAUUAAAUGAAAGUGGUUUUACCGCCACUCUACCAUUUGAUCCGUUUUUGUUGUAUGGUGUAUUAAUAUCAUAACUUAUUCCUUGCCAUGAUAGAAUGUCCUUGUUUACUUUUUUUCUUGCCAAUUCCAAAGCAUUUUUGUCUUUGUACAAUUUUGUUUUAAAAAACUCUAAAAGUUUUGGGCAGAGCACCCUGUUAAUCUUCAUAGUGUCAACACCCCAUUGGAUAUACCAUAUGCUUAUGAAGUGUCAAUAUGUGUAACAACCAGUACAGGGACUCCUUUGUGUUUACUUUAUAUUUUUGUACUCCUCAUUUUGUAAGUAUUUUUUGUAAAUAUGUAAAACAAGACUUUGCCAAGAUAAGCAUGGAUCGAUGAGCUAAGUUUGAGUGAUUGGUGUCUGGUAAAUAUGCUCUCCUCAGUUAUAUUUUGUUUGUGUCAUAUGUAGGUGUUAUAGAAAAAUGGUAUUUUUCCAUUGUACACAGAAAUACUAGUAUAAUCUACCAGCCAUCCUCUCAUUCUAACCAAGUCACAUAUGUAUAUAGUGUAAAUGGAAAAUCUUAUAGAGAUGAAAGAUGUAUAAUGAGAUGUGACUCUUUACAAAGACAAAUCCUAAUAAACCAGACACAAAGAUUUGA